AUGUUCAGAAAGAUCCAUUCAAUCUUUCACCCCAACUCCCAUAGGAGGAGUCUGGCUGAUGAUAUCCCUUGCUAUGAUGGCACAGGCUCUGCUGUAAGGCUGAUCCGCAGCACCUCUAUGUACACUCUUGGAGGUGAGCAGCAGAGACUCAAUGAAUCCUUGAAAAAAUGCAAAAGUACCACCAGUAUAGAAUCAUGUGCAUACUUCCAGCAGAAAGAGGAAGACAGGGCCUGGAUGUACUCCAAGACUCAACAUUGCUUACAGUACUUACAGGAUCUAUUAGCUUUGAGAAAAAAAUACCUUGACAGCAUCAAUGACUUAAAAUCCAUGAACAUGACAUCAGAAAUUUCUCCGGUGUCAACAAAAUCCUCCAAAACAGGGAAAAAGCCACUACACCCACUUCCUACCAGGCACUCCUCUAAGAUAUCAAUGGAGAAAAGAGUCCCACAGUCCAAUUCAGAUGUAAGAGAGGCAAUAGCUUUCUUGGACUCUGUGAUUGCAGAUCUGGAUGCAGAGAGAUGGCAGAAAGUUCCUGUGACAGAUCUCCCAAACGUGGAUGUUGACUUUGAUGUUGCUACCAGCACUCGUGAGCACAGUUUACAUUCAAACUGGAUUCUCCGUGCCCCUCAGAGGCACUCCCAAGAUGCCUUGCAAAUAGCAGAGGCAGCAAGCCAGUCUAAAAGAAACAGCCAGAGAAGAACAACUGGCUCCAGAAAGAGAUUGGAAAGAUAUCCAAUUUAUUUACCCAAAGCUGUGGAAGGCGCAUUCAGCACUUUAAAAUUUAAACCAAAAUCAUGUAAGAAGGACUAG
Molecule: messenger RNA, 810 nt
Organism: Terrapene triunguis (Three-toed box turtle)
Lineage: Eukaryota; Metazoa; Chordata; Testudines; Emydidae
Gene: CUNH13orf42
Product: chromosome unknown C13orf42 homolog
Exons: 3
Coding region: 1-810 (269 amino acids)
Source: RefSeq, a predicted model, not a curated record